AUGAUUCCCCACACAGAGCCACGACCUACGUCUUCGAUCAACACUACACCCCCAGAACUUCUCUUUCGUAUAUUUGAUUUUCUGCUCCACGCAAGGGAUCCAGAUGAACCGACGGCUGCUCGCGUUGAUGACAUCCGCUCUAUCCGCUUGACGUGCCGACGUUUCUGCCAAUGGGCCUCACCGCUGCUUAUCCCCGAAAUAAGUGUCUAUAUGACCGAGACGUCCCUAGAGCGCUUGGAGAGUGUUUCUCAUCACCAAUUAAUCAGAUCUGGGGUGCGCAGCGUUCACAUCAAGCUCCCAUACUACGAUCAACGCAUGGCAGCCGACCUCACCCACUUCGCCUAUUCUCACAUGGAAGAUGUGAUCCCGGGCGAUCUGCACGAGAGGCUGUCCUAUAACGUGCCCGAUUGGGUCAAUUACGAAGUACUUGAGUUGGGCAAGAAUAUGAUUUCUGCUUGGAAGUCAAUUUAUGCCGCAGAUCCAGAAGACCCGCAGCGGGACUCGGAUGAACACAUCAAGUAUCGGAAAAUCCUAACAGAUACCCAUCGUGAGUAUCAGCUUUUGUUUGAAGCGCAACAGCAAAUGCGAGAGAACGGGGCCUUCGUCUCCACUAUUGCAUCCGCCAUGGCGAGAAUGCCUCAUACCAAUAGGUUAGAAAUCACUGAUGGCGAAGAUGCCACUUUCAAGAAAGAUGCCUACCUUGUCGACCGAGACUACCGCAUAUCUCUAGGAGCAGUCAUGUUGAGACCUCAUACCUGGUCAGACGCUUCAGAUCUCUACCCCGACCCUGAUUUCGAACCACCAAUCGAGUUCUUACACAGGCUUCCAGUUGAGAUACACAGAGCGGGAGCAACCUUGCGAGAGAUGAAACUCCGGUGCUCUGCGCCCUGUAGCUACGCCAAUCUCUCCAUGUCUCCCUCUGAGCGAGGUUCACUCGUGGAAUCGCUUCGGACCUUGCAAACGCUCAAUAUUGAAGCAGCGAAAGAAGCCAUGACGGGAUGGUUCUUCGACCAUCAAGAGGAUGCGAUGGAUUUAGUAUCAGACUUCCUCUCAGCGCUUCUCGAGCCUUCUGGUCUUGAGAAUCUCACGAUUAAUUCUUUUAAUUUACGCAGUUUAAAUGAACUCCUCGCCGGAGCACAUAACAAGUGUUUGAAACGGCUAUAUUUGGUCGGAGCUAGGUUAAAAGCGGGUAAACUUGGACAAUACCUGACCCGUGUCCAAGGUCCGUGUGAUGUUGUCUUGGAACAUGUGGAAAUACUUGGUGGGAGAUGGGCAGACGAAGCUGAUGAACUGCGGGGUCUUUCAAGAGCCUCGACUACAGUUGUCCAGCCCUUUGGCGACGAGUUUCGUCGCGGGCGGUCUACAAACGUGUGCAGUGCUGAGGAGGAGAGGAUGCUUAAUAAUUACCUCCAAAGAGCAAGUUCUGUCAAUCCUCUCAGAAAUAGGAACAUCUAG
Fusarium oxysporum Fo47 is the source of this 1455-nucleotide messenger RNA. RefSeq lists its product as uncharacterized. The transcript has 2 exons. NCBI's taxonomy places the organism in Eukaryota, Fungi, Ascomycota, Sordariomycetes, Hypocreales, Nectriaceae. Bases 1 to 1455 code for a protein of 484 amino acids. The record is from RefSeq and is a predicted model, not a curated record.